Rhincodon typus (whale shark) is the source of this 7050-nucleotide messenger RNA. It is a transcript of the gene setd9, whose product is annotated as SET domain containing 9. The transcript has 5 exons. Bases 220 to 798 code for a protein of 192 amino acids. Gene Ontology annotation, molecular function: protein binding. The record is from RefSeq and is a predicted model, not a curated record. Lineage: Eukaryota; Metazoa; Chordata; Chondrichthyes; Orectolobiformes; Rhincodontidae.
GUACGAUUGGUUGCAGAAGAUUCUUUGGAUAAAGUUAUUUCUGAUCAAGUGGUUGAGGCAUCAUUACUGAAGCUAUUUCGUGCUUUCUUCUUGAAUGAUUUGAGCAAUCAAGCUGAAUUUCUUAAUCUGCUGCCAGAAAAUAUCCAAUCAAAAUAUAAUGAAACAUUAACUAAUUUUCAAUCAUCUAAACAAACUGAGAAAAAAUCAAAAGGAAGCAAAAUGGAUUUGAACCCUAAUGAGACAUUAUUUAAAACAUUUGGAUUCAUUAUCAAUCGAGCAACUAGUACCCUUUCCUUUGCAGGAAGAGGGGUGUUUGUUACCACAGGAAGAGUGCCAAAAGGAUCAGUUGUUUGCAUGUAUCCUGGUACUAUCUAUCAACAAUAUGAACCCAUCUUUUUCCAGUCAAUGUGCAACCCAUUUAUUUUUCGAUGUAUUGAUGGCAUGUUGAUUGAUGGGAAUGAUAAAGGAAUUUCUAAAGUUAUUUACAAAUCAUGCUGUGGGCGGGACAGGCUUGGCCCUUAUAAAACCAGUGAUGUCACUUGGCUUACAGAAAUCCCAGUCAAUCCAUUAGCUGUGGGCCAAUAUGUCAACAACUGUUCUAAUGAGAAAGCAGCCAAUGUAUGCUAUCAGGAGUUUGAUGUUCCUACAACAUUUCCUAUAGAGCUCCGUCAGUACAUUCCUAAUGUUAACUAUGGUCAUAAUGUGGAAAGGCCUUUGCGAUGUGUGGUUCUUGUGGCACUCAGAGACAUAGAAAAGGGAGAAGAGUUAUUCUCUAAUUACUACACGAUAAUACAUUGAAAAAAUAGGACAUGAAUAACAUCAGGAGCUUCAUUCUGUGCAAUGUGGAGUUUCACAUUUUAAAUAUUGAGUCAAUGGAGAAUUUGAUUUUCUUUUGAUGAUGUGUUAUAAGUGAGCGCUACCAAUCACUGCCACCAUCCUCCUUUCCCUACUAGAGUGCAAGGUCCAAUUUGUCUAAAGUUGUAGAGGACAGCCAUAAAUGAGAGUCUAUGUCUGAAACAAGAUGUAGUCAUUGCACAGUAGCAAUCUGGUACAAAGACCUCACUAAAGCUCAGGAUAACAACUGUCCCUAUUGAGAUCCUAUGAUGUUCUGUUUUUCUGCACCAUAGACUUAAGAAAUCAUCAGAUUGUGUGGAAAUUAAUGCAGACAUCAGCAUUAUCCGUUCAAACCUGUUGUUGCACAAGUUGGAUUUUUUGUUUGAAAAUCUUGCCUAGUCGCAGAGCUGUGGCUACAAAUGGAGUAUAGACAGUUGAACAGACAAGUGUGCAGUCAGGUUCUAUAUAUCUAGUUGUAUCAAUCUGAAUUGAUUCUUUGGAAUAAUGUAAAAGUUAAUUAACUGAAUAUGCUUCUUUCUUGGGCUGUUGCAGAUAUUCAUUGAAGCAGAAAGGGCCUGGUGAAUUGGGAUAAAUUGGACUGGCUGAGCUUCGGUAAACUUGAUUUUCAUCAUAAUUGUAGUCUAUUGGUGCUACUUCUGAAAAAAAAUUCAAAUGGACCUCUUUGCUGACUUCAUAAUUUAUUUAUGUAUCAUGUGCACUGCUGCUUGAGUUAAGCAGCCAUCCAGAUGUCAAACCUAAAACAGAUUAAAUUGUAAUGAGCUGGAAAUUCUUUAAAUUGGGCUAUUACUUUUUCAAAAUUUAUUCAUGGGAUGUGGGUAUCACUGGCUAAGCCAGCAUCUAUUGCCCAUCUCCACUUGAGUUAAGAGUCAUCCACAUUACUUGUGACUCCAGAGCCAUCUGUAAACCAGACCAGGUAAGGAUGGCAGCUUCAUUUGCUAAACAAUUGACAAUGGUUUCUGGUCGUUGCUACACUCCUACUCCAGAUUUUUAUUGAAUUCAAAUUCCACUAUUCCAUUAUGGUGAGAUUUGAACCCAGAACUCCAGAAUAUUACCCGAGUCACUAGAUUAAUAUAAUUGCUAGAUAUUGGAAAUUGCUGGAGAAACUCAGCAGGUCUGGCAGCAUCUGUGGAAGGGGAAAAAAAGCAAACUUAACAUUUUGAGUCUGGUAACUCUUCAUCAGGAAAAACUGGGAUUUAUGCUGAGGUGCAUUUAUGCUGAGGUGCUGGGGAGGUAAGCCGGAGAAAAGAGAGCAAGAUGACAGGGAUAGGAAACAAAAAGAGAUAAUGGAUAGCAGAUCAAAACAUUAGAUGAAUAGGAGAUUAUAAAAAUAAAUUAUGAGAAAAUGGAUUAGCUGUGCUGAAUGCAAGCCAUAUAAAUGUGAUAAUGGGCCAAAGAGUACAUGGGAAUGGGUGGCUGUGUUUAAAGCAAUUCAUAUCAUAACAGGACCAGGUGUGAGGUGGGUAGUAAAAACAUGGAAUCAGGCUCAAAAGUUAUUGAACUGGACAUGGAGUCCUAGAGGCUACAGGGUUCUCAAUUGGAAAAUGAAAUGUUCUUUGAACUUGUGCUAAGCCUCACUGAAGGACUGCAGCAGGUGGAAACAGAUGUUGGCCAGGGAACAUGGUGGUGUAUUGACAUAGCAAGCAACUGGAAGCUCACAGUUAGUUUUGCAGACUGGCCAUAGGUGUUCUGCAAAGCUGUCACCCAGCCUACAUUUCAUCUCCCCAAUGUAGAGGAGGCCACAUUGUCUGGGACCUUGGAUUGAGGAUGGAGGUGGUAAAAUGGUAGCUCUUACACCUGUGAUUUCAUAGGAAGGUGCUGUGGGAGCAUGAGGAAAUGUUAGGGAUGAACGAGGAGUGUAAUAGAGUGGCCACUUUUUCUUGGAAAGAAAACCACCGCCUCUGCCCAGCCAAGCUUGUCCUCACUUGGAACAACUUCUCCUUUAACUCCUCCCUCCUCACCCUCCAAGCAGUGAUUCACCUGUACCUCACUCAAUCUGUAUUCAUUGUUCACAACGUGGUUUCCUCUGGGUGACAAAAUGCAAGCUAGGUGAUUGCCUUGUGAAAAUGACCCCAAGCUUCCAGUUGCCUGCCAUUCAACACACUGCCAUGUUUCCCACACCAACAUUUCUGUCUCAGGCCUGCUGCAGUGUUCCAGGGAGCCGAGAAAGUGAAUAUUUCAAAGGUAAUUCUCAGUUAUGUGUAAAAAAAUUGGUUAAAGAGUAGAAAAUAAUUGACAUUUAUUGGGUGAUUUGAAUUAGAUUGGGGCUAGGCUGAGAACUUAAGAACACAAAACAAAGGACUUGGAGGAGACCAGUCAGCCCCUCAAACGGGCCUUCAGCAAGAUCAUGGCUGAUCUGCCCCAGGCCUCAAAUUCUCGUGCCAGAUCAACAUAGCAGUCAACUCCCCAACAUUUCAACAAUCGAGCUACCAGCUUUAAAUACUGUGACCUAGACUCCACAACUGAGGUAGAGAAUUAGACAAUCACUAGCCUGACAGAAGAUAUUCUUUCAUAUUUCCAGCUUUAAAUGAGCAUCCCCUUAUUCCCAUACAUGUUCCUUAGUUCAAGAUACCUCCACUAGCAGAAACAUCUUUUCAUCUACUUUGGCAAGCCCCCUCAGAAUCUUGUAUGUUUCAAUUAAGAUCACUCCUCAUUCUUCUAAACUCCCAUGAAUAAAGGCCUGAUCCGUUUAGCUAUUCUUGACAAGUCAUCUUUUUUAUCCCAGGAAUCAAACUAGUGAAUCAUUUUUGAACAGUCUCCAACAUUAGUAUAUAGUUUUUCUAAGUAUGAGGAUCAAAAUUGUACUGAAUCCCAAGUGCAGUCUCACCAACAUCUAUACCAACAUCAGUUGUAAUAAGACAUUCAUCUUUUUAGCCUCUAGCAAUAAAGGCCGUGUCCAUUCACCUUAAUUACUUGCUGCACUUGCAUACUACAUUUUUGUGUUGCAUACUUAAGAAAAAUCAGAUCCCUUCACACCACUUUUCUGGAAUCUCUCUGCAGUUAACAGUCUACCUGUUGAUCCUUCUUACAUUAGUUUCCAUCUGCCAAGUUUUUGCCCACUCACACUCAAUCUAUUCAUUUUGCUUGCUGAUUCCUUAUGUUCUCAUUGCAACGUGCCCUCACUUAUUUUUGUAUUAGCAGCAAAUUUUGAUAUGUCAGACUGUGCUCCCUCCUUCAAGUCAUUCAUAUAGAUGGCAAAUAAUUGAGGCCCUAGGGCUGACUGAGUCUGCUCUCCACUAGUUGGGUCUUCCCAAACUGAAAAAGAUCCAAUAAUUCCAAUUCAUUACGCUAACAAAUCUUCAAUCCAUGCUAAUUACCCCCAAUUCAGUACAACACAGGGUUUCUCAUUAACUGUUUGGAUCACUAUAGUCUUUGCACAUGGGGCAAAUUUACAAGGCAGUGGAAGGCUGCAGCAAGUCUAGAAACUAAAGAAACAAGCGAGAUAAAAUAUCCCAAGUGGUAGAAUAAUAAUAAUUACUUGUUUAAUGUCAUCUGCUAAGAUAAUGAACAGAAAAAGUAAAAGGAGCAACACAUGAAUGGAAUAAUUAUGGAGUGAAGAGCUAACACUUUAGAGGAGUCGUACAAGGCUCAAAACAUGAACUUUUUUCUCUCUUCACAGAUGCUGCCAGACUUGCUGAGUUUCUCCAGCAUGGUUUCAGAUUUCCACCAUCUACACUAUUUUGCCUUUAACUGCAAUAAAUCUGACAAUGCAUCCAACCAAUGCAGAAUAACAGUCAAAGCCAAGUGCAUAUUGUGCUCAAACAGCAGAAUACAUGUUGAAGGAAGUGAAGAUCAAACGGUGUAAUGCUCUAUUAGCCUACAUCUGAAGGGCUGUUCCUAGUUCUGUUCACUGCAACAUUAGGGAGAUAUUCAAACAUUGAAGGCAGUGUAAAGAAGAAUACUGUUCAUACUUUAAAAGGUCUGAGUUAUAAGCAAAGAUUGAAGAAACUUGACCACCUUAGUGUUGAAAGGUGGUGAUCUUUGGUGGUGUGUGUAAUUGCAAACUAUGAAAAAUUAUGUUUAAAACAAGAGGCAAAAGAUCAAACCAGCAAAAGGCAAGUUUAGACUUAAUCUUUACUUCGGACUCUAUUCCGUGUGUUGAUUGCAUUUAGUUUAUUGCAGGCAAAGAGCUCAUCAUUUAACAAUCAAGUAGAUACUGCCAAAGGGUGGAAUUAUUCUGCUACCAAACACAAAUUAAAAAAGGUGCCGAAACUACAGCCUGCAAAGGCAUCAAAACUCACCUUUCCUGAAUCAGUAUAUUUUGCAAUUCCUAUUUUUGGUUAUGUGCCACUGUUUCCCACUUGAAAUUACAUUUAUUUCAAACAACUCCUACAUGAUAGAAGUUGAAGCUGAAGUAAACUUGUGGUGUCAGCCAAUGUUAAACCUACUGUCUGCAGAUCUAGGUACCUAAUUUGGGUAAGUUUACAUGUUUCAGAGCUUAUUUUGAAAAACUGUAAGGUGUAAGGAUGCUAGUGGGUAAAGUGUUUGUUGUUAAAUGAGUAGGUUGCAAGAUUCUUGAAUGGGUUUGUGGGGUUGUUGGGUCAGAUCAGGGAGGGAGGCAGUGCAUCAAUCUGAAUGAUUGGGGUAUCAGUUAUAUGGUUAACUGAGAGUUACACAUAUUUUUCCUAAUAUCCAGAUGUCAGAAUCAGGGAGAUCAGAAGGUUUUGACUGAACUUAAUUGGGAGAUUUCUCUUGGAGGGUUUUGGGAACAGGGGAAUUACUGAUCACUACUUCAGACUUUCCAGGCAAUUCCCAUAGAGUUGAUAUAUUUGGGACUUCCAAGGUAUCCCACAUUGCAUCUUUCAGGGCAUGUCCUGUCUCCAACUAUCCACACACUGAAAGAUCUGGAUCAAUAUUUCUGAAAGGUAUAGCAUAAUGGGUGGGUUCUCCUUUAAACUGUUUAAAUGCCCACAGAAGAUCAAAUUUAAGCAGGGCAUCAAUUUCAGCUACCAGAGAGUCACAAGAACAAAAGCUGCUUGGGCACAAAAAGUCUUUCCCCUGCAAAAAUAUUGAAAACUGCAUAUAUUGCCUUGGCUGCUAUUAGCCAUUCAAUAAAUGUAUCAAUUAACGCAUUAAAUCAGUUUAGAGACAGGUUGAGUAGUUUAUAGAUACAGCUUUUAAAAAUAUCACAACUUUACAGCCAAGCCUUCAAAUAUAUUAGGAAAUAUGGUCCUGGUUGCAAAGGUGAUGAGACCAUGUUACCAAAAGAUUGUGAAAUACCACUCAGAAUUUCAUUGUAACUCUCUAUCUUUGAGCAGCCAUGAACUGCAAUACUUAAUGCAGGUAUUUCUCCUAUAACACGAUAGUCACGCUCUUGUAUGACCUCACGCUAUAGAAAAUCAUGUUAUAGGGAAAUAGUUAUACCUGAACAGUAGAAAGUUCACGUCAUCCAAACAGUGUCCACUAUUCAUCAAUCUCAUUACAGCCAAUUUUGCGCUGAUGAAAUGUGUUAUAGCAGAAGUACCUGUAGUUCAUAUUCUCUGACGAUCAAGCAGAUUUUUCUACUAUACUUUUGAUCAACAUCAUCAACAAAUCGUACUGGUGAUCUAUGUCCCACAUUGUUUGUGUGCCAUAAAUUUUGCUUGGGUUUCUUAAAUGUAAUUUAGUACAUUACAUCAUAUUCCUUUGGGUAAGUUUUAAAACAUUAACUGUAUUCCUCAUUAUCAACUUUGAAGUUACACUUGAUUAAAAUAAAGAUGAGACUUCCAGACCUUUUAUUUCUGGAAUGGUGUACACCACAUAUCAAGAUACAACACAAGUACAAAAUAAUGCUGAACAAAAACCUUCAAUGUUUAUAUACAAAUAUUAAAACCAAAUGCAACAUUAGAAUUUUCCCCUUGAAUACCUUCAAAACUAAACGCUGUCUUGAUUGUCACUAAUUAGCCCAUUUUUUUCACCGGCAGUUCUGCUAACUCUGAAACAAUACAGAAGAGGAGCAGUAGCACCAUUUCUUCAGAACAGUAUUGCUGGUGUUUACCAAAACAUUUUAAUCAACAUAUCUGUAUUGAUUACCAAUACCACGUUGUUUACAAUUUUUCACAUUGUACAAACUCCCUCUUCUGUUAAUACAUCAACUUUUCAGAUGUCUGUUACAAUUGCAAUAGUUAGAAUGUCAAUUAAUCACUAUUUUUCUUUCAAUGAGUAAUUUUAAUUCAGACUACAGACUUUGGUUAAAAAUAAAUAUUAGGAACCUCAAAA